Molecule: messenger RNA, 4942 nt
Organism: Alexandromys fortis (reed vole)
Lineage: Eukaryota; Metazoa; Chordata; Mammalia; Rodentia; Cricetidae
Gene: Inava
Product: innate immunity activator
Exons: 10
Coding region: 1577-3325 (582 amino acids)
Biological process (GO): adherens junction maintenance; positive regulation of protein ubiquitination
Source: RefSeq, a predicted model, not a curated record
GGUGGCAGACUGUGACCCAGCUCUGUUCAGGAGAUGCUUAACAGCCAGCUUCUCUGAUGUUUAGGUGCUAGGGCGUGGAGAGUGAGGACCGGGUCCCUUAGGGACUAGGAGAAGGAAGGUCCGUAUUGAGUUCCUAGGUGGCAGAGGUGGAGGAUGGGAAUUGAUGGGACAAAGGCUUGAGCGAUGCAGUCAAUCUGCAGUGUAUCUGUAGCCUCUGGGAAGAGGCCGCUGUCAGCCUCAGGUCUUGUAUACUAAGAAAGUUUGCUUUUGCUUGAGGGUCGGUGGACUGAGAGGCCUGGAAGCCAACUUUUGGCAGGGACCAAGUUCCAGGGUAGUGACUGGUUCCCCGCGUUUGGAGAACAGGCUAAAGAUUGCUGCUCUCCUGUGGAGUAAGUGAUGGCUAGACUGUUGGUCAGUGCCCCACAGAGGAUUGCUGGGGUGGGUGUCGGUUACACAUGGGAUGUGAUGCUCUUGAUGCUGCUGGAAUAAAAAGGAAACAGCGUGGUCCCCCACCUCUAGCACCCUAGAGUCUGCAGGAGCAAUCCUGUCCUGUUUUUCUUGUCCAUUUGCUUUUGUUUCUUUUUUAGGUGCUGGGUUUUAAACUUGUACUCUACCCAUGCCUUCCAUACAUUCACCACAGCCGUCUUUUCUUCUUCCUCCCCUUCCUCCUCUAUUUUUUUUUUUUUUUUAAAUAUCAUACCUUGUUCUGUUUACCCAGGCUGGUCCUCAGUCUAUGGGCUCAUGUGAUCCUCCUGCCUCGGAUCACAAGUAGUUGGGUUGUGACUGCAAGUUGCUACAGGUGCCUGACACAAUCCCCAACUCAGCCCGAGGUUUGAGGCUUUUAAAUCCUAAUCUGGGAAAACUGAGGCUGUGUUAGGGAAAGCGGUGACCCCCUGUGUCUGUGGAUUUUCUGAUGAUGCUCUCUGCAUCCAGUGAAUUUUUUACUUGUUUUUUUUGGGGGGGGGGCUAACAUUCUUCGAUUUCUAGAAAGAGAAAGUGGGGUACACGGGAGGCCAGAACCAUGCAAGACAGAAGAGCACUGAAGUGUUUCAUAGCUCAGCACACUGUGUUUGGGUUCUUUGUGGCUGUGGAAACCUGAUUCUGCUGCCUUCUGGCUGUCUUUCAUGGGGAACCCCUUUUUCCCUGCUCCCCUCGGCCCGGAAGUGCAGAGGCCUAGGAGCUGCCUGCCGACGACUGCCAGCAGCCGGAUUAGUUCAGGGAAGGACUUGCUCACCUGCUCCUCCCCUCUGACUCAAGUCGUAACAAGUAACCUGGUUCCCCUGGCCCGGCUGCCUGGGAGGGACAGCAGGCAGGCGGGACCCGCUGAGAGGGAGAGGCAGGGCCCUCAGCGUGUGGAGAGCUUGCUGGAAGCCAGAGCACCAGGUGGCCUGCUUGUGACCUGGGAGACCCCGAGGUGGCACAAGAGGCACCUCAAACCCCUGAUCAGAAGUCUUUCCUGAUCUGAACUGAGCUCUGGAGCAGCUGGGAAAACGCCAGGCAACCUACCCAUCCUGGCCCAGGCUGGGACCGGCGCAGCCCCUUCUUCCUCUGUGCCCCUUCCCCCCAGAAAUUCAUCAUGGAGAGUAAGGAUGAGGUCAGUGACACGGACAGUGGCAUCAUCCUGCAGUCUGGCCCAGAUAGCCCUGUUUCACCAAUGAAGGAGCUGACCAAUGCAGUGCGCAAGCAGCAGAGGGCCCUGGAAGCGAGGCUGGAGGCCUGCUUGGAGGAACUGCGUAGGCUCUGCCUGAGGGAGGCGGAGCUGACUGGUACUUUGCCAGCAGAAUAUCCCCUUAAGCCGGGAGAGAAGGCCCCCAAGGUCCGGCGUAGGAUCGGAGCGGCGUACAAGCUGGACGAGUGGGCUCUGCACAGAGAGGACCCCCUAAGCAGCCUGGAGCGCCAGUUGGCUCUGCAGCUUCAGAUCACCGAGGCGGCUCGAAGGUUGUGUGCAGAGGAGAACCUCAGCAGACAGGCUCGCAGGCAGCGGAAGCAUGCGGCUCUGCAAGAGGAGAAGAAACUGAGGGAGCUUGAGCGCCGCCUGGGUGAUCGGCGGAGGAACAGCGAGCCCCCUCCCACCACUGUGCCCUCCCUGGGCAGAGAGCUCAGUGCUUCGGAUGACAGCUCCCUGUCUGAUGGGCUACUCCUGGAGGAAGAAGAUUCCAAAGCACCAAAACCUCCCCCAGAGUCUCCAGCACCGGCACCGGCACCACCUUCACGGCCUCUCCCACCCCAGAGCCUUGAGGGCCUGCAGCCUACAGGACCUGAGUCUGGUGGCCUAGAACGGGCCCCCAUCCAAAACAGUCCAUGGAAGGAGACCAGCCUGGAUCACCCCUAUGAGAAGCCCAGGAAGUCUUCUGAGCUCAGUAGCGAGUCCAGCAGCCCAGCCACCACUCCUCAAGAGCAGCCCAGCGCCUCCAGCCUGUGGCUGCUAGAUCCUGCCUCCUACCACGUGGUCCCCAUCCGAAAUGUUCCUGGCCAGCGGCAGGGCCGCACCAGUGCCCCAGCUACCCCUGAGAUGCAGGGCAGGAGGGGCCAGUCGCAGUCUCUGAGGAUGGACUCCUUCCGAUCAGGUGCGGAGGGCCGAGGUCGCAGUGCCUUUCCCCGCCGCCGCCCCACUCACUACACGGUGACCGUGCCGGACUCCUGCUUCCCGCCCAGCAAGCCCCCGCUGCCGCACCCUGCCUGCCACUCUUGCUCUGAAGACAGCGGCUCUGACGUCUCCAGCAUCUCCCACCCUACCUCACCGGGCAGCAGCAGCCCAGACAUUUCCUUUCUACGGCCCCUCGGUCCCCCUGAGCCACCUCGCCAUCAUGGGGUCUGGGGCCCAGCCUAUGGCCGAGAGCUGGCCCCUCACUACCCUAAACUUCUGCUGCCCGCUGGAUACUUCCCAACAGGGCGCUACGUGAUGGUGGCCGAGGGCCAUCUGCCACCGGGCGAGUGGGAGCUGUGUCGUGCAGCCCUAAGUGCUGCCUACGACGAGGAGGGCGCUCCCCUGCGCUACCAGCGGCUGGUGCCCUCCCACAGCCGCAUCGUGCGCACACCCUCAUUGAAGGACAGUCCCGCGGGCAGGGCACUCAGCAAGGCAGCCGUCUCCGAGGAGCUCAAGUGGUGGCAUGAGCGGGCACGUCUCCGGAGCAGCCGUCCCCACUCACUCGACCGCCAAGGGGCUUUCCGCGUUAGGAGCCUGCCUCCCGGGAGGGAGAGCUUCGGGCGGGCCUCAGGACCUCGGACACAGGUGCCCCCAGUGUGUGUACUCCGGAGGUCACCAGAUGGGGCUCCGGUGCAAGUCUUUGUGCCUGAGAACGGCGAGAUCAUCAGCCAGGUGUAACUACGUUGAAAGCCUUGGCCACAGCUGGAAAAGACUUUCAUAUUGGAGCUGGGGUUGACACCCCUCACCCCUAAGUGCUUCCUUCGGCUCUCCUGCCCUCAUCGCCGGCCGAUGACUCAGAGCUGAAGCCUUUGUUUUUUACAGGAGUGUUUUCCAGAAGCCCUGACCUGAGGAUUUAUAUCUGUGAUUUGUCUUCACGGUUCCUAUAAUAUGAUUGUACUUUAUCCCCCGGAGUCUGGCCUUUUGGACUUAAGGACUUGCUGGGCUGAUGGCAGCAUUUAUCUUCUUAUGCAGUCCAAGUGGCCUAGAGGCCCCUUGGGAUUCCCCCGAUGCUCUGUGCCUUCUUCCUGAGGUGGCUGCUGGUUCCGACCGCGGGAGGCGGGAUGUGGUACACACACAACAAGGACUCUUCCCUUGUUCCCAGAUCUCUGGGUACCGUAUGCUGGGCAGGAUUCUCCUCUCCCUUUUAUGUGCUCUGUGAUGCACACUCAAUGGCAGGAAAGUCAUUAUGUCCUGGCGGAGCCUUGUCUUCCCGCUCUUCUCCCAACGCUACAGGCCUCUGCUAGCAGCCUCCACCUCGGUUCUGUCUCCAUACCUUUGAGCUCUCAGACCACUGAACCUGGACUUUGAGGCUACACUAGACUGUCUAAUCAGGGGGCUGGUUGGUGGGGAACACCUCACCCUUCACAGCCACUGCUGGCCAAUGUGAGGCUAGGCUGGUUAGCAAGUAUGCCCUCUGAAAUCUUCAUAGUCCUAGAAGCCAGCACCUUAAAAAAAAUGUAUACAUGUUUACAUAUUUUUAUACAUAUGUAUGAAUACAUUUUUUUGAGUGCCACUUCUGUGGCGUAUUUGAGGAGGCAGUUACUGCUCCUUCCAUUUUCUGCUCUGAGAAAAAUCCUUGUUUGUUCACACCCGGAGACGUUCAUUAAUGACUCCCUAUAGGGUGCUGGAUUGGCUUAGAUAACAUGAAUGAGUUGUCCCAGAUCCUAAGACCAGGCAAGCCAGGAAGCUACCUACGCUUAGACCACUGGUACAAUUAAGUUCCUUUGCUGUCAGGUCAGAUGCCCAGGUAAGCGGUUGUGAGUCUGUGUGGUCUUCUCCACUUGAGCACUUCUCUAGUUCCUCUCCGGACUGGACGAACGCCAGAUGCCUGACUCUAAUGGUCUGUUUCUCCUGCUGGAGAGAAAACAGUGUGGCCCAUUGCACUGGGGCUGAGGGAGGGGCGGUGCUAGGAAUUUAGGGGGCUAAGGCAAGCUCAAGGAGUUGCACAAGGCAUUUCUGUCCCGUGUUCUCACCGCAUCCUACAGAGCUCCGCUCUCCACACUGUUUGGCUGCCCUGCUUUUGCUUGUCUGGCUUCUGAGCCCCUACCCUAGUGUAUAGAUGCCCCUUCCCAGUGUGUUCUCUGGAUCCCUAAGUGCCUUAGUUCCUAAGUCACAAAGCUGGGAGACAUCUGAGUGCUGGGCCCUCCCCACGCCUGAGCACCCUCCGCGUUAACUUAUUGGUCUUACCUAACAGCUAUUUCGUGUGUUUGCACAGUGGCGGUGCCCGCAGCUGCAGGGCUGAAACUGCGCAACGUUGUGCCAAAUACUUCAAUAAAGUCUGAUUGGCCCAGCUGA